Neltuma alba is the source of this 978-nucleotide messenger RNA. Its product is annotated as disease resistance protein RPS5-like. The record is from RefSeq and is a predicted model, not a curated record. Gene Ontology annotation, molecular function: ATP hydrolysis activity; ADP binding. The transcript has a single exon. Lineage: Eukaryota; Viridiplantae; Streptophyta; Magnoliopsida; Fabales; Fabaceae. Bases 1 to 978 code for a protein of 325 amino acids.
AUGGAAGCUGAACAUGUGCUGAAGAGAAGACUCGAAGAAGUGAAGGAGCGCAUGGAACAAGCUGCUCGAAAUAGUGAGGAAAUAAUGCUACCUGUGAAGAACUGGUUGAAUGACGUGGAGAAAAUUCUAGAGAAUGUGCAAGAGUUGCAACAAAAGGCUGAAAAGGAAGGAAAGAGUUGUUUCAACGUGUCUCUCAAGUAUUCCUUAGCAAAACAAAUGGAUAAUAACGCAAAGAGGAUGAUGGAGCUAAAAAAGGAGUCCUACUUUGAGAAAGACCAUUUUUCUCAUCUAAUCCAACUUCCUGACAUCACUCACUUCUCUUCCAAAGACUUUGUGGAUUUUCAGUCAAGGGAAUCUACUUAUAAGGAUCUUUUGGAGGCAAUUAAAGACGAAAAGAACAAGAUGAUCGGACUCUGUGGUAUGGGCGGUUCAGGUAAAACCACUUUGGCAAAAGAAGUAGGCAAGGAAGUGGACAAGAUGAAGAUUUUUGAAAAGGUCAUCAUGGUCAUUGUUUCGAAACCUCCUCUAAAUGUUACAAAAGUUCAGCAAGAUAUAGCAGAGCAAAUAGAUUUGAAAAUUUCAGAUCAAACUCCAUUGGCAAGAGCACAAAGGCUGUCAAAUCGAUUGAAAAAUAAGAAGAUUCUUAUAAUCUUGGAUGAUGUGUGGGAAUAUCUAAAGCUUGAAGAUAUUGGCAUUCCACUUGUUGAAGGUUGUCAGAUCUUGUUAGCAACUCGCCUUCGCAAUGUAUGUGGCUUUAUGGGUUGUAAGACUAUUGAACUGCCUUUGAUAACUAAGGAGGAGGCCUGGGAAUUAUUCAAGAAACAUGCAAAUCUACGCAAUGAUUCCUCAAAUAUGUUUGAUGACAUAGGAAGGAAAAUUGUUAAUGAGUGCAAGGAGCUACCGAUUGCAAUAAUAAUAGUUGGAAGCUCCUUAAAGAGAAAACCUAUUAGAGCAUGGGAGUCAGCACUAAGAGACUAG